AUGGCGCUAGAUGCUUCCAAGUUCGAUCGUCAGCCAUCGGCUACGCUUCAGCGGCGAUUAUCAGAGCAAUAUAGUCGAUUCGCCUGGACAGCACCACCAUCAGAGUCAAUCUACGCAGGUAUCACCAUCUCAAUCUCAGAGCAGCGUGGAUCCACAAUCGCCGUAGCCAUUCGUGAUGCUACGUAUCUACUAGAUUUCAUUGAAAAGAAAUACGGACCGGGGGAGCAGCAGCCAUGUUCCGAGGAGGCAGUAGAGUUUGUCAUUUCACAACUGCGACGUUAUGCGGAGAAACACCUGGAGAAGGUUCUCGGCAUUGCCAUGCACAAGCAGGUGGCUGGUCUUUGUCCGAAAUUAUGCUCCCGUCUCUGGGCAGAGUUGGAUAUCUUACCCCUGGUCUUGCCUGGUCUCAGCUUACUAGGCCGAUUUGCUUCGAACGGACGAGGUCAGUCGCGACCAUGGGAAAUGAAGGACAUCGAUGAGCAGGCAGAUUCAAUGGCAAGAAAAUGUGUCCGGCUUUUUGGACCCGAGAACUGUCCUCUAUUGCAGGUAGGAAACAUGGGCGUGGUGGAAGUCGACACAGACUUUCACGUCCGUCUCACAAAUCUGGGUGACUUCGAGAAGACAGUCUCUGCUGCAACUUGGAAGGCUUGCAAUUACUUCGCCAAAGACCUCAAGAAGCGCGGUGUGAAGAUUGCAUUCUUCAGUGCAACCCCCCAAGGCGGAGGCGUGGCUCUAAUGAGACAUGCGCUCUUGCGGUUUUCACACUCUCUGGGAACAGACAUCAAAUGGUAUGUUCCUCGACCACGGCCAGGCGUCUUCCGAGUCACGAAACGGAAGCACAACAUUCUGCAAGGCAUCACACCACCGGAAGAGCGGCUGACUGGCGAUGACAUCAACUUGCUGGCCGCAUGGAUAGGAGAUAAUGCCAAACGAUACUGGACUAUACCUGGAGGCCCACUCUGUGCUCCGGCGGACGGAGGGGCAGAUGUUCUGAUAAUUGAUGACCCUCAAAUGCCAGGCCUCAUCCCGAUUGCUAAGAAGAUAGCGCCUCAACGACCAAUCAUCUUCCGCAGUCACAUUCAAAUUCGGAGCGAUUUGGUAAACCAGCCAGGUACUUCACAAGCAGAUGCAUGGAAGGUCAUGUGGGAGAAUGUCAAGCAGGCAGACUGUUUCAUCGCACAUCCGGUGAAGGCAUUUGUACCGCGAGACGUACCGUCGGAAAUGGUUGGCUAUAUGCCUGCAACGACUGAUUGGUUGGAUGGACUCAAUAAACACAUGAGAGAUUGGGACAUUGCACACUAUGGUCGUUUGCUCAACGUAGCCUGCAAAAAUGCCGAUAUGCCGCAGAUCCAUCAUCCGGACGAUCAGUACAUUGUCCAGAUCGCUCGCUUCGACCCUUCAAAGGGCAUCCUCGACGUAUUAGAGUCCUAUCAAAAGUUCCAUCACCGACUGACGCGUGAACGACCCGACCUGACCCCACCCAAACUUCUGAUAUGUGGCCAUGGCUCGGUGGAUGAUCCCGACGGCGCUGUCAUAUACGACCAAGUUGUCAAUCGAAUUGAAACUCAGAGCCCACACCUUCGCAGCCUGGUGUGCGCGGUUCGUCUCCGACCAUCAGAUCAAGUUUUGAACGCCGUUCUUUCAAAAGCGACCAUUGCGCUGCAACUGUCCACGCGGGAAGGAUUCGAGGUCAAAGUUUCAGAGGCUGUUCAUAAGGGUGUCCCAAUCAUUGCUACGCGUGCUGGCGGUAUCCCUCUGCAGGUCCAGGAUGGUGUGAAUGGGUUCCUCGUCGACGUGGGUGACACCGACGCGGUCGCACGGCAUCUGUUCGAUCUUUUGACCAACAAAGCGCUCUAUCGACGCAUUUCGGAAUAUGCUCAAAGCCAUGUCUAUGAUGAAGUCAGCACGGUGGGCAAUGCCUUGAGUUGGCUCUACCUUGCAUCCAAGUUUACCAAAGACGGUGAUGUGAAACCGAAUGGGCAGUGGAUCAACAAUUUGGCAUUUGCCGAGAGUGGCGUGCCCAUUCCUCCAGAUAUGCCUCGACUGACUCGGGAAGUUGAGGUGGAGAAAAUGGGAUAA
This is a messenger RNA of Penicillium oxalicum, 2079 nucleotides long. RefSeq names its product putative trehalose synthase (Ccg-9) (gene ccg9). Gene Ontology annotation, molecular function: glycosyltransferase activity. The transcript is spliced from 6 exons. The record is from RefSeq and is a predicted model, not a curated record. Lineage: Eukaryota; Fungi; Ascomycota; Eurotiomycetes; Eurotiales; Aspergillaceae. The coding region runs from base 1 to 2079 and encodes 692 amino acids.